This is a messenger RNA of Castor canadensis (American beaver), 4592 nucleotides long. It is a transcript of the gene Pcdh12, whose product is annotated as protocadherin 12. Gene Ontology annotation, cellular component: plasma membrane. Gene Ontology annotation, biological process: homophilic cell-cell adhesion. Gene Ontology annotation, molecular function: calcium ion binding. Lineage: Eukaryota; Metazoa; Chordata; Mammalia; Rodentia; Castoridae. The record is from RefSeq and is a predicted model, not a curated record.
CCAUAUCCUGCUUUACUGGGUCAAGUCUCUCUUGGACCAGUGCUCGUCUGUCAUUGCUAAAGUGGACCAACCGUUGCUGCUGGGGGAGGUAGGCUCCCCUGGCGACUGUACCUCAGUCAGAUCAGACCUCUCAGAUCACUUCCAAUGAAGAUGGCUUUUCCUGGGACUCAUGCUUGUUCCAGCAUCUUCUAAUAAUGGGACAAGUUUGUGCCUGCAGGUCUGAGGGCAGGAGAACGGGGCUAAUCAGGCCAUCCAGGAAACACUGGAGGACUUGUCCAGCCUUUGAAGCAUUCUAGCAGUUUCUGACCCUUGCCCACUCUGGCGGUAAGCAUGGUGCCAUUUCUGCAACUUUGGCUGGGGCUCUUGGGGCUAGGUGGCUACUUGUUCCUUUCAGGAGAUUGUCAGGAGGUGACCACUCUCACGGUGAAAUACCAAGUGACAGAGGAAGUGCCAUUUGGAACAAUGAUAGGGAAGCUGUCCCGGGAGCUGGGCCGGGAGGAGAGGCGUGCACAAAGGGGGGCUGCCUUCCAGGUCUUGCAGCUGCCUCAGGGGCUCCCCGUCCAGGUGGGUGCUGAGGAUGGUUUGCUCAGCACGGGGAUGCGGCUGGAUCGGGAGCAGCUGUGCCGGCAGCGAGAUCCCUGCCUGGUUUCCUUUGACGUGCUUGCUACAGGGGACUUGGCUCUGAUCCACGUGGAAAUUCAAGUGCUGGACAUCAACGACCACCAGCCACGGUUUCCCAAAGGUGAGCAGGAGCUGGAAAUCUCUGAGAGUGCCUCUCUGCACACAAGAAUCCCUUUAGAUAGAGCUCUCGAUCCAGACGCUGGCCCCAAUACCCUCCACUCCUACACCCUGUCUCCUAGUGAGCAUUUUGCCCUGGACGUCAUUGUGGGGCCUGAUGAGACCAAACAUGCAGAACUCGUGGUGGUGAAGGAGCUGGACCGGGAAGUCCACUCAUUUUUUGAUCUGGUGCUGACUGCAUACGACAGUGGGAAUCCCCCUAAGUCAGGUACUAGCUUGAUCAAGGUCAACGUCCUGGAUUCCAAUGACAACAGCCCUGUGUUUGCAGAGAGUUCAUUGGCAUUAGAAAUCCAAGAAGAUGCUGUCCCUGGCACUCUCCUCAUAAACCUGACUGCCACAGACCCUGACCAAGGCCCCAAUGGGGAGGUGGAGUUCUUCCUCAGCAAGCACAUGCCCCCAGAGGUGCUGCACACCUUCAGUGUUGAUGCCAAGACAGGCCAGGUCAUUCUGCGCCAGCGCCUAGACUAUGAGAAGAAUCCUGCCUAUGAGGUAGAUGUUCAGGCAAGGGACCUGGGUCCCAACCCCAUCCCAGCCCAUUGCAAAGUUCUCAUCAAGGUUCUGGAUGUCAAUGACAAUGCACCAAGCAUCCACAUCACAUGGGCCGCCCGGCCAUCACUGGUGUCAGAAGCUCUUCCCAAGGAUAGUUUCAUUGCGCUUGUCAUGGCAGAUGACUUGGACUCAGGGAACAACGGUCUGGUCCACUGUUGGCUAAAUCAAGAGCUGGGCCACUUCAGGCUGAAAAGGACUAAUGGCAACACAUACAUGCUGCUAACCAAUGCCACACUGGACAGAGAGCAAUGGCCCAAAUAUACCCUCACUCUGUUAGCCCAAGACCAAGGACCCCAGCCUUUAUCAGCUAAGAAACAGCUCAGCAUUCAGAUCAGUGAUGCCAACGAUAAUGCACCUGUGUUUGAGAAGAGCCAGUACGAGGUGUCCACUCGAGAAAACAACCCACCCUCUCUUAACCUCAUCACCAUCAAGGCUCAUGAUGCAGACUUGGGCAUUAAUGGGAAAGUCUCAUACCGCAUCCAGGACUCUCCUGUUUCUCACUUAGUAGCCAUUGACUCAGAAACAGGAGAGGUCACUGCUCAGAGGUCACUGGACUAUGAAGAGAUGGCUGGCUUUGAGUUCCGGGUGAUAGCAGAGGAUUGGGGGCAACCCCAGCUUGCCUCCAGCAUCUCUGUGAGGGUCAGCCUCUUGGAUGCCAAUGAUAAUGCUCCAGAGGUGAUUCAGCCUGUGCUCAGUGAUGGAAAAGCCACCCUCUCAGUGCUUGUAAAUGCCUCCACAGGCCACCUUCUGGUGCCCAUUGAGACUCCAAGUGGCUUGAGUACACCACCACUGUCCACUCACAGCUCCCGGCCAUUCCUUUUGGUGACCAUUGUGGCAAGAGAUGCAGACUCGGGGGCAAACGGAGAUCUCCUCUACAGCAUUCGAAGAGGUAAUGAAGCCCAUCUCUUUGUCCUCAGCCCCCAUCUGGGACAGCUGUUCAUCAAUAUCACCAAUGCCAGCAGCCUCAUUGGGGGUGAGUGGGAGCUGGAGAUAGUGGUGGAGGACCAGGGCAGUCCCCCCUUGCAGACCCAGGCUCUGUUGAGGGUGAUGUUUGUUACCAGUGUAGACCACCUAAGGGACUCUGCCUAUGAACCAGGAGUCCUGAGUGCAUCAGUGCUGACAAUGAUUUGCCUGGCUGUUCUGCUGGCCAUCUUUGGCUUGAUCUUGGCUCUGUUCAUGUCCAUCUGCCGGACAGAGAAGAAAGACAACAGAGCGUACAACUGUCGGGAAGCUGAGUCCACCUACCGCCACCAGCCCAAGAGGCCUCAGAAACACAUCCAGAAGGCAGAUAUUCACCUGGUCCCUGUGCUCAGGGGCCAGGUGGAUGAGGCUGAUGAAGUUGGGCAGUGCCACAGAGAUGCUGGCAAGGAAGCGAUGAUGGAAGCAGGCUGGGACCCCUGCCUGCAGGCCCCCUUCCACCUCACGCCAACCCUGUACAGGACCCUGCGUAACCAAGGCAACCAGGGAACACUGACAGAGAGCCGAGAGGUGCUGCAGGACACUGUCAACAUGCUUUUCAACCAUCCCAGGCAAAGGAAUGCCUCCAGGGAGAACUUAAACCUUCCUGAGUCCCCGCCUACCCCAGGCCAACCCCAUGCGAGACCCCUGAAGUUUGCUGGCAGCCCCAUGGGGAAGCUGGCAGGAGACCAAGGCAGCGAGGAGGCUCCACUGAGCCCUCCAGCAUCCUCGGCCACUCUGAGGCGGCAACGGAAUCUCAUUGGCAAAGUGUCGCCUAAGAAAGAAUCAGGUCCCCACCAGAUUCUGCGGAACCUGGUCCGACUGUCCGUGGCGGCCUUUGCAGAACGGAACCCUGUGGAGGAGCUCACUGUGGAUUCUCCCCCUGUUCAGCAAAUCUCCCAGCUGCUGUCCUUGCUGCAUCAGGGCCAAUUCCAGCCCAAACCAAACCACCGGGGAAAUAAGUACUUGGCCAAGCCCGGCGGCGGCAGGAGUGCAGUCCCAGACACGGAUGGUCCAAGUGCCAGGACUGGUGGCCAGGCAGAACCGGACCAGGAGGAAGGGCCUUUAGAUGCUGAAGAGGACCUCUCUGUGAAGCGGCUGCUAGAAGAAGAGCUAUCAAACCUGUUGGAUCCCCACACAGGGCUGGCCCUGGACCGGCUGAGUGUCCCCGACCCAGCCUGGAUGGCGAGGCUGUCACUGCCCCUCACCACCAACUACCGAGACAACGUGUGCUCCCCGGACGCUGCGGCCUCGGAGGAACCCAGAACCUUCCAGACGUUCGGCAAGGUGGCGGGGCCUGAGUUGAGCCCCGCGGGCACGCGGCUGGCCAGCACCUUCCUCUCGGAGAUGAGCUCGCUGUUGGAGAUGCUGCUGGAGCAGCGCUCCGGGGUGCCGGUGGAGGCCGCCUCUGAGGCCCUGCGGCGGCUGUCGGUGUGCGGGAGGACCCUCAGCCUAGACCUGGCCACCAGCAGGGCCGCCGGCCCCGAAGUGCAAGGGGGCCCGGGUGGGAAGGCUGAGGGCAGACGCGGUGUGCCCGGCAGGAACCUGUGAGCGCACCUUGGAGACCUCUGGAUCCAAAACCCAGCUCUCCUGGGAGAUGUUAGGCCCUGAGGAAAUGAGUUGGUGUCUGAAGCCUUGGAACCCACCAAUCAGAUGAGGCACAAACUUUAGGGUGAUUGAUGCUGCCCCCACCCCACAGAGGAGGCAGAGCCUUCUAACAGCUGACUGAUGGGCUCUGCCUGUGAGCUUUUUGGAAGACUGGAACAGUUGGUGGCUGAGGUGUUUGCUGGCAGAACGCAAGUAGAAUGCCAAAGGUUGGUUCUCUGUUGGAACAGAUGCCACCAAGUACCACAGGAAAGGAAGGUGACCUGGUUGGAGACUGGAGGCUGAGGGCUGGAUCCUGGGGGUGCCAGGCAAUGCUCUCUGACCUACUAAUAAAGGAAAAGCUGCAGCUCAUGCUUGUGUGCACCUGUCACAAAGGAGGAGAGAAGAGUAACAGAGUGAGGGUUGUCAUUCAAUCCCUGGCAAGUUCAUGUGGGCCUGGACAGGAGAGAGGGGCAUAUGGUGCACAGUGACAGGUACAUAGACAAUGGACAUGUUUGCUCCUGACCCCAGUCUGCUCUGUUGUCAAAUAAUCUGACCUCAGCUGGGAAAUUAGGACUAAGAAAAGCACGACUAUAACUACAGCAGUUAUAUCAGCCGCACACUAGAAUUUACAAUGGGAUUUAAUUUGAUUUCCCCACAACCUGGGAGGGAGGUGUUAUAAUCCCCUCUUCACAGACAAAAAC